Quercus robur (English oak) is the source of this 2185-nucleotide messenger RNA. Its product is annotated as putative ABC1 protein At2g40090. The transcript has 12 exons. The coding region runs from base 172 to 1791 and encodes 539 amino acids. Gene Ontology annotation, biological process: lipid homeostasis; mitochondrion organization. Lineage: Eukaryota; Viridiplantae; Streptophyta; Magnoliopsida; Fagales; Fagaceae. Gene Ontology annotation, cellular component: mitochondrial inner membrane. The record is from RefSeq and is a predicted model, not a curated record.
UAAAUUGCAGGUACUAUUAUUCACCACUCGAUCCAACUUUCCCACCCAAAAAAUCAACCCGACUCGUAGCCCACACCUAGAGUGUAGUCUCUAUCUACCUAAAGUCAAAUUUGAUUUCGCUCUUUUUUUUUACUUCACCAAGGCUUAGAGAGUUAGUUGUGGAAUGUGGAAAUGGCCACGCGAGCCCUGUGGCGCACCGGAAAGAAGCUCGCGUUGGUCUCCACCGCCUUGUGUGCCGGUGGCGCCGGCGCCACCAUAGCCAAGUCGGACGAUCCGGCGACGGCGCUGAAGCUCUUCACCGCCGUCCCUGUCCGCCUCGUACGCGACUCCAUCACCGCCGCCUCCAUCGUCUUCGAUUAUGAAUAUUCACUGUGGGGACUGGAUGAAGGAAGUGUUGAGAAAUCAAAAGUGAAACAUGAGGUUCAUCUUAGGUCGGCGCGUAAACUUGAAGAGCUUUGUUUUAUAAAUGGUGGAAUUUAUAUCAAACUAGGUCAACAUGUUGGUCAAAUGGAUUACUUGGUACCUCAGGAGUACGUAGAGACAUUGAGGGCGUCUAUGUUGAAUAGAUGUCCAGUUUCCUCAUAUGAUCAAGUGUGCCAAGUGAUCAAGAAAGAGCUUGGAGAGUCACCAGAUAAAAUUUUUUCUGAAUUUGAUCCUACUCCAAUAGCAAGCGCUUCCCUUGCACAAGUUCAUGUUGCUCGCACGAUUGAUGGCCAGAAAGUUGCUGUGAAGGUCCAGCACACUCACAUGACCGAUACUGCGGCUGCAGAUCAUGCCACUGUGGAUAUGAUUGUGAACACCAUACAUCGAUUUUUUCCUUCUUUUGAUUACAGGUGGUUGGUUGAUGAAAUGCGUGAAAGUGUACCCAAGGAACUGGAUUUUUUGGUUGAGGCACAAAACAGUGAGAAAUGCUUGGACAACUUCCGGAAGCAAUCUCCUCAUAUUGCGGACUAUGUAUAUGCACCAAAGGUGUAUUGGAAUUUAAGUACCUCAAAGUUGUUAACGAUGGAAUUUAUGGAUGGUGCACACGUAAAUGAUGUGAAGGCCAUUCAAAGACUUGGAAUUCAACCAAAGGAAGUUGCAAAAUUAGUUAGUCAAGCUUUCGCUGAGAUGAUGUUCAAACAUGGGUUUGUGCAUUGUGACCCCCAUGCAGCCAACUUGCUAGUUCGCCCUUUGCCUUCCACCAAAAGGAGCAUUCUGGGAAAAAGAAAACCACAGUUGAUAAUUCUAGACCAUGGGUUGUAUAAAGAACUUGACUUCCAUACAAGAGCCAACUAUGCUGCACUUUGGAAGGCAUUAAUAUUCGCUGAUGCUACUGCAAUAAAGGAAAAUUGUGUGAAAUUGGGUGCUGGGGAGGAUCUAUAUGCACUAUUUGCAGGAAUUCUUACUAUGAGGCCAUGGAAUAAGGUUGUUGACCCAUCUGUUGAUCAUUUGGUCAUAAAAAGCAAUGAUGGUGACCGUUCAGAGCUACAGAUGUAUGCUUCUCAGUAUUUCCCUCAAAUUUCAGAACUCCUGCGGAGACUGCCGCGUGUAAUUCUGUUAAUGCUGAAGACAAAUGAUUGUUUACGAGCAGUUAACAGUUCUCUGUUGCAGGCAUCUUCUCUUCAGACAUUCCUAAUCAUUGGAAAAGUCUCGUCUGAGGCAGUCAUUGAGGCGAAAUCGUUACAAAAUAAAUCAUUAUUAUGUUGGUUGAAUGUCUUUUUGGAUGAAAUCUUGUUGGAAGUUCGACUCUUUGGAAUGCAGAUAGCCUUGUGGCUUUUACAACUCAGGAAGUCUCUUGCUUGGCGGUAAUUCUCUCAUGCAUGCAGUCUAAUGCAGGAGAUCCCUUCCCUCUUGGUGAAGCCAAGGACCAGCAAACACUUUUCUCAAGACUCUGUUGUAAUUUUUUUUUCAUUUUUUUCCCCCAAAAUAGGCUCACACAUUCUUUGUCUCCGUGGUCUCACCCAUUUACUUGCGGGAUUUCUGAGCGCGGAUUGACUAAUGACGUUGAAAUUUUUAUAGCAAAAAAAAAAAAAAAAAAAAAAAGAUCAAAAUACUUUUUUUCCCCUUUUUCUUAGGCACCAAGUUUUGGUGACGAUGUGUUGUUAAACUAAAAAGCCCAUCAAUAAGGCAAGGCGAUUGAUAUUGUAAGAGACAAUAUUUAUUGGGAUUAUUAAUAAGCAAGUGAUAAAAGAAUUUGAAACUA